Messenger RNA from Prorocentrum cordatum, 532 nucleotides. Lineage: Eukaryota; Dinophyceae; Prorocentrales; Prorocentraceae. The record is from the annotation of a GenBank genome assembly.
AGCCCAUGCUCCUGCCGAUGUCUCUUCUUCUGUCCAUGGCGUCACGACGAAUCCGGUCCUGCUGCAGAGGGCGGGCGUGCCGUGCUCGGUGGCGGCCCUGGCCAAGAUGCGGACCAAGGCGCUCGCGUACCCGGGCGUCCGGGAGGUGAUGUUCCAGGCCUGGGGAGACAGCGCGGACGCGCUGGUGAGCGUCGCUGGCCAGCUGCUCGAGCUGGACAGCCUUGCCCUCGAGGCGAUCGAGGCGAAGGGCGAGUCCGCCCCGCUCUUCUCCGGCUCGGUCGUGGUGAAGCUCCCCUUGACGCGGGACGGCAUGCAGGCCGCGGCGCGGCUGCGCAGGCGGCACCCCCAGGCGAGGGUGUGCAUGACCACCUGCUACUCCGCGCAGCAGGCCCUGGUCGCCUCGGGCCUGGGGGCGGAGUACAUCGCCCCCUACCUGGGGCGCAUGAGCGACCUGGGCAUGGACGGCAUCGAGGAGUGCGCGCGGAUGCACGCCGCGCUCGGUGGGCCCCCCGCGCCCGCGACGCGGGUGCUC